GUGGAAGGACUGGUUCCAAAGGUACCGAUCCGUUUCUAAUCCGCUCCCAUUCUCCGCCUUGCUAAAGCUCCAGGAGACGUUUCCAUGAGUCCGCAUCAACUCAUAUUGUGUUUAUCAGCUGCUAGCAAAAAACUCUCAACGAAUAUAUAUAGAGGUGUACAAUUACGAAUAUCCGAACUGAAAGAAGCGAUAGAUAAAGGGCGGAUUUCGGAGCGAUGUCUCAAAAGCCUCAAUUAUGUCGUCGAUUCUAUCGAUAGAGGAUGUUAUGAUGACGCACAAACUUUUUACGAUCGCCUGAGGGCUGAAUUUCCUGAAGAAAUGGGCCCAUGGGCUCAACAAGGUAUUCGGCUAUUAAUUUCUGAGCUCCGACGACCGGCUUCACGAAUCGGAUCUGCAGGGCCACAUCUCAGGACGCAGUAA
Messenger RNA from Haemonchus placei, 420 nucleotides. Lineage: Eukaryota; Metazoa; Nematoda; Chromadorea; Rhabditida; Trichostrongylidae. The record is from the annotation of a GenBank genome assembly.